This is a messenger RNA of Puntigrus tetrazona (Sumatra barb), 3570 nucleotides long. It is a transcript of the gene tead1a, whose product is annotated as TEA domain family member 1a. The coding region runs from base 356 to 1624 and encodes 422 amino acids. NCBI's taxonomy places the organism in Eukaryota, Metazoa, Chordata, Actinopteri, Cypriniformes, Cyprinidae. The transcript is spliced from 13 exons. The record is from RefSeq and is a predicted model, not a curated record. Gene Ontology annotation, cellular component: transcription regulator complex. Gene Ontology annotation, biological process: embryonic organ development; regulation of transcription by RNA polymerase II; hippo signaling. Gene Ontology annotation, molecular function: DNA-binding transcription factor activity, RNA polymerase II-specific; RNA polymerase II cis-regulatory region sequence-specific DNA binding.
GUUCUUCGCGUUCAUUUCAUUCUUGCCCUCAUUCCGCGCAUACUUCACAUCGUUGUUAGAUACGCGGAAUAGUCGAGCUCUCGCGCUCCGACGAGAAGAAGAAGAAAAAAAGUCAUCAGCUGGAAAUAAACCGGAGCGCGCGCUCGACCCGACUGCUCAGCAUCAGAGACUGAUUUCAAACACUGAGAUUGUGCAAACAUCCGCAGAGAUUUUCAUCACUUGUGGAGGUCCAGAAAACACUUUGCCUUCGACCCGUGCCGGCUGGUUCACCACGGUUUUGUUGUAACAGUUGCUCUCCCCAGGUCAGUGUGCCUAGAGUUCUCCAGGCUCAGGCUCCGAGAUCCCAGCUGUUGCCAUGGAUCCCAGCAGCUGGAGCGGCAGUGAAAGUGCCGGCGAGGAUAUUGAGAGGAUGAGCGACUCGGCCGAUAAGCCCAUGGACAACGACGCUGAGGGCGUAUGGAGCCCUGACAUUGAGCAGAGCUUCCAGGAGGCCUUGGCCAUCUACCCACCCUGCGGACGACGGAAAAUCAUCUUGUCCGAUGAGGGGAAAAUGUAUGGUCGUAAUGAAUUAAUCGCCAGAUACAUCAAGCUCAGAACGGGAAAGACACGGACGAGAAAACAGGUCUCCAGUCAUAUCCAGGUUCUUGCCCGGAGGAAAUCCAGAGAAUUUCACUCCAAGCUAAAGGACCAGACGGUGAAGAACGAUGCGAUCAACAGGAUGGCGGCCAUGUCUUCGGCGCAGAUCGUCUCGGCCACGGCCAUCCACAGCCGACUGGGGCUCGCCGGACUCCCUCGACCCACCUUGCCUGGGGCCACAGGGAUAUGGCAAGUGUCAACGGGGCAGCCCGGGUCGUCUCAAGAUGUGAAGCCGUUCGUGCAGCAGAGUUACCCCAUCCAGACGGCCACAGCCAUCGCAGCUUACGAGCCUCCCACACCCCUGACAGCUGCGGUCCCGGCCUGGCACGGCCGCUCCAUCGGCACCUCCAAGCUGCGGCUGGUGGAGUUCUCCUCCUUCCUGGAGCAUCAGCGGGACCCAGAUUCAUACAACAAGCAUCUGUUUGUACACAUCGGUCAGACGAAUUAUUCCUACAACGACUCGCUCCUGGAGACAGUGGACAUACGUCAAAUCUAUGACAAAUUUCCUGAGAAGAAGGGCGGGUUGAAGGAGCUGUUCGGAAAAGGACCUCAGAACGCCUUCUUCCUGGUGAAGUUCUGGGCCGACCUCAACUGUAACAUCCUGGAGGAUUCUGGGGCUUUUUACGGCGUAACCAGUCAGUACGAGAGCUCAGAAAACAUGACCAUUACCUGCUCAACAAAGGUCUGCUCCUUCGGGAAACAAGUGGUUGAAAAAGUUGAGACGGAGUACGCGCGCUUUGAGAACGGUCGUUUUGUGUACAAGAUCAACCGGUCUCCCAUGUGUGAAUACAUGAUCAACUUUAUCCAUAAGCUCAAGCACCUGCCUGAGAAGUACAUGAUGAACAGCGUAUUAGAAAACUUCACCAUCCUAUUGGUGGUGACGAACAGGGAAACUCAAGAGACCUUACUGUGCAUAGCCUGCGUGUUCGAGGUCUCCAACAGCGAGCACGGCGCUCAACAUCACAUCUACAGACUGGUCAAAGACUGAAGCUCGUCGACUCGCACGAGUAACACUACAUGCAGGCAGCCAGGGACCCGCAGAGAACAGUGGACACUUUAUGUUCGCUGAGGCUUUUAGGCUACACAGCUGACGACCGCCAAGGGCGGCAAAGCCUAACGGACUAAGAAAAGCCUUUGAAUGACUCGUGACCUCGUUUUAAGUGGCUGUGCCUCUGUCAGUCCCACCCAGAAGGCUUUUGUCACGUUUUUGGGUGAGGUCCCGAAUGAAUAAUUACGUUAUAAUUUGUGUAUCUCUUGUGUUUCGGUGUUUAUUUUUCAUUAACCUGUCGCGUGGGUGAAACGGUACGGUUUUGUUACUUUGUUCAGAUGUCUGUUUAACUUGGUUGAUGUUUUAAACCAACAUUAAUGUGUUUUUGAAAGAACGUUGCUUAUAUAAAAUUGUAUUGUCAUAGCACACGAAAGCUUUCUUUUCUGUUGUUCAACCUUUUAUUCUCACCGAACUACGUUUCAUAGACUUUGCCCCUGGUAUUUUUUGACCUUUAGCGGAUUUAACUUUAAUGAAAGAAGAUAAAAAGGUACUGUAUUAUUUAUGUGGAACUACCUGCCUUACACUGCACACGGGCUGUUCCAGCGUGACCUACAGAUAUGUACACUAAACACUAAGAAACAAAUCUUUUUCUUAUGGUAACUUUAAAAAACAGCAACAAAAUUCAACCCUUAUUCAUUUGUGAAUUUUCUUUGCAUCUUAAAGCGGAAGUGUGUAAUUUCGCUGUUUAAAAUCCUGCAAUCCCACGCGGAGGCUCUUAAAGCCAAUCGUUGGGUUAUUUUUUGCGGAAACAAACAUUUAGCCACGCUGUGAAAAUACCGCUUUUGGUUUGAUCUUCCCCGCCCACACGCUGACCCGACCAAUGGCGCGAGUCGGGGGCGGGGCUUUUAGACAAAAAUUCGGAUUAUUUAUUUUUGAAAUUCCACAAGGUGGCGCUAUCGCCGCAAAAUGCCGUGCUUCGGCUUUACGAAACCGAUUCUCAUAUCCGAACAGGCUACACAAGAAAGGGAAUUAACAUAGCAAAAUCACCAAAGCAUAUCGUGCCUUAGUGUUGAUCAUCGUCUAUUUGUGAAAAGUAGCCUAGGCUAUAUAACCUCACACGAAGUAUGUAUUUUGUCCCACAUUUGUCUACCCUGUCUAAGCGAAGUAGGUCACAUCUUCUCUCCUGUACACCAAAUAAACACUUUGUCUCACUUCUGUUCAUGCCAAGUGAAAGCUACAGGUGUUGAAAGUGCCUUUGUGUGUUUUUCCAGCUCAGAAAAUUGACACCAAAAAAACUAAACGAAGUGAGUCGGAUUUGGAUUCUAUCACCAUAAUGCCUUUGACAUUUUAAAAGCGGGGAGAAAAAUAACUAAAACCGACGGAGAAGGGUUACUGCGCUCUCAUUUUGACGGAAGGAUAUUUUAACUUCAGUAGGAAUCGGGAAUUUGUUAUCUAUCGCAAGAAAGCAGUUCGCCAUGGUGUCACGGAUAUAGCGGAAGGGCGAGAUGAUUUCAUGAACACAAAGGCAUCACGUGACUUUAAUUACGACAAGACAAGCAGACUGAUGAGCGACAGUCCGUCAUUACUCUGGGUUUAAUGACUCCUGAUUCUGAAUCACACUGUCGACCUCAGUCUCAUUUAUCACACGAGACCGAGCUCGGUUUUCGGGUUUUUUUGUCGACCAUGUUUUACACGUUUCGCAGAGUAUCUGUUAGUAAAAUAAAGAGCGUUAAAAGAGAACACUAAUGUAUUUGAUGCAUUCCUUGUCUGUUUGUUUGUUUUCAGUAAGAGAACACUUUGUCUGGAGAGCACUGAAACGUUGAGUUUGGUAGCUUUUUUUUUUUUUUAAAUAGGUGGGCUCAUGUCGAAUAAUUGUUUUCGGUUGUGUAUAUUUUCCUUGAGGGGAUGAAAAUGAAAAAAAUAAACUUUUAGUGUUUGUACUGCAA